Messenger RNA from Chaetomium globosum CBS 148.51, 1704 nucleotides. RefSeq lists its product as uncharacterized. The transcript is spliced from 4 exons. The record is from RefSeq and is a predicted model, not a curated record. NCBI's taxonomy places the organism in Eukaryota, Fungi, Ascomycota, Sordariomycetes, Sordariales, Chaetomiaceae. Gene Ontology annotation, biological process: activation of GTPase activity. The coding region runs from base 1 to 1704 and encodes 567 amino acids. Gene Ontology annotation, molecular function: GTPase activator activity.
AUGAGAUCCUUGACCGACACAAAAUCACGGUGGGAGGAAACCUUUAGGGCGGGGUCUGGGAUAGCCGAUCUGCAACGGGCCGUCAAGUUCAACGGCCCCAACAGUCCAUGCGCCGCCGGGUUGCGGUCUGUCUGCUGGAAGGCCUUCUUGCUGUGGAGGAAUGCCCCCUCGGAGAUGUGGCCUGAACUAGCCCGAGAAGCUCGUGCAUCCUACAGCACCUUGUGUGACCAGCACUUGCGGUUCAUCAGGCAUCCCGAACAACUCACCGCCCUCACCAUCGACCCCCUUGCCGACGACCCCGACUCACCAUGGGACACGGUGCGCAAGGACGAGACCGUCCGGGCCGAGAUCCUGCAGGAUGUCUCCAGGCUCCCCGAUGAGCCCUUCUACCAUGAGGCCCCAGUCCAAACCAUGAUUCUGGAUAUCCUAUUCAUGUACUGCAAGCUCAACCCCAGCGUUGGCGGCUAUCGCCAGGGUAUGCAUGAGUUGCUAGCCCCAAUUGUAUGGGUCGUGGCCCAGGACGCCGUCGACCGUGCGACUGCCAUCACUCCCGAUGAUCCGGCCGAAGCCCUUAUGGCCGAGAUGCUGGACCCAGCGUUUGUCGAACAUGAUGCGUUCGCCCUUUUCUCCAAGGUCAUGGAAAGUGCCACAAGGCUCGCAGUACUCGAGGCGGACUAUUCAGUGGCGCUACAAUCAAUGUUGAAAUAUCCGGCACCCCCCCCUCCACAUGGCCCUCAUACCUUUGUCGACGACGCCAUGUACUUGAGAGACCACUUUGACGCCGCCGGUGGUGUUACUCUAAUCUUCAAGUACACUGGUAAAAGCCCAGCCAAUACAUCCGUCACAUCACCAACACCCUCGCGUGUCCCAACGCCGUCAUUCCAAAAGUUCAACAGCCUGCGCCAACGGACACUGGGCGCGAGGGCACCACUGUCAACUUCGGCAAGGAUCUUACAACAACCAGGUGGUGUCGAGGCAUUAUUACAGGGAGCCGCCAAAAACAUGAUAGAGCGGGGAGAGAAGCUCGGUAUCAACCAGGCCGUGCGCGACGCAAUGGGCGAGUUUCGCCGCAACGUCCAAGGGCUCCAAGAAACUCGGAGCACUCCAAACGGAGGCCGCAGUCUGAAACAUAUCGAAGCUGUCGAGAUCGCUGCAGCCAAGGUCCAGUUCGUCAAAGCCUGCUUAGAAGAUCCCACGCUUGCGCUCCCCGAGGAGGAACUCCCUCCUAUCAAUACGCUCGCCAUAUCGAGCCCUACCGAAGCUAGCGCACCAACGGUCGCCCUCGACACCACCCCCGUAGUCAUGACCUCAUCCGCCGUAGAUGAGACGAGAACAGCACUAUCGACACCAGAAUCCGCCAAAGCCUCGAUAGCCUCCCCCAAGAAAGAGCCACAACCCAUGCCACCCGCAAAGCAACCCGACGAGAUGGACACCGACGACCACGACGAAGAAGACACCCUCCCACCACUCAAAUCCGAAAUCACCCGCCCCCCAUCCCGGCCGCUAUCCCUCUCCUCCGCCUCCUCGCAAGUCAUCCCCGACAGCCCCCCUCCACCCACCAACACCACCACCACCGCCGCCACCACCCAACCAUCCACGCUCACUGGAACGGCCAAACGGCGCCUAUCGACUCUCGGUCCUCCAGUGGACGGGCGAAUGUCGCCCUGGGAUGCUUUUAGUCCGACCCGCCCAUGUAUACCAUAA